AUGGACGCAGCGACGGAGGCCCAGCUGCGGGGAGUUGGCGUGGUCACCAGAGGACUGGAUGCUAAAAUCGUCACCCUGCUCUCCCGCGUCCACUCCGUCCUCCCCUCUCCGCCCGCCGUCUCCGGCCACGCAGCCCUCUCUGCAUCCCUUCUCACCCCACCUUUGGACGGCGGCGACCGCAUCAGCGACCUCCCCGACAAGAUCCUCCGCGACAUCGUCUCCCGCCUCCCCGUCAAGGACGGCGCGCGCACCGCCGCGCUGUCCUGCCGCUGGCGCGGCGUCUGGCGCUCCACCCCGCUCGUCCUCAUCGACUCCGACCUCCUCCCCGUCGGAAGCGGCUCGGGCCUGCAGGUUGCGUGCGCUGAUGCAGCGCACCGGGUCGCGUCCGCCGUCUCCUGCAUCCUCCACGCCCAUCCGGGCCCCUUCCGCUGCGUCCACCUCAUCGGCAGCUACCUGGGGCAGUACCCCGAGGUGCUCGCGUUCUGGCUGCAGCUCCUCGCCUCCAAGGGCGUCCAGGACCUCGCCCUCGUCAACCGCCCGUGGCCGCUCGACAUGCCCCUCCCGCGCACCCUGUUCGACAUGGCAGCCCUCACCCGCCUGUAUCUCGGCGUCUUUAAGUUCCCUGACACGACCGGCCUCCGGUGCGCCGUGGCAUUCCCCUACCUCCGCGAGCUCGGCCUUUGCUGGGUGGCCAUGCUGAGGCGGGAGGAUAUGGAUUUCAUCCUUGCCAGGAGCCCUGUGCUGGAGAUCCUCUGCAUCCAGGGGAACAUGCUUGUGAACCACCUAGAUCUUGUCAGUCGCAGCCUCCGGUGUGUGCAGAUCAUCGAAGGCAUUGAUCUCAACAUCGCAGUCAAGUACGCCCCACAUCUCGAGCGGCUCAUUAUCUGGUCAUCCUUGAUCCAAGAUGACUUGCCCAGGUUGGUCAAGAUUGGCCAUGCCCCUGCGCUAAGCGUAAUUGGCUAUUUGGAACCGGAGAGGCACACACUAGAGAUCCGCAACACUGUCAUCAAGGCUGGGACAAGGGCUAGUCCAAGCACCAUGGUCCCAAGCGUCAAGAUCCUCGGCUUAAGAGUCUACUUUGCCAUCCGCGACAAUGCUAAGAUGCUGCCCAGCUUCCUCAGAUGCUUCCCCAAUGUUGAGACGCUUCAUCUUGAGUCCAAGGAGACUUAUCAGCCCACUGGCAAGCUGAGCUACAAGUUCUGGCAGGAGGUUGGUCCCAUCAAAUGUGUGCAGUCACAUAUUAAGCUGAUGAUCUUCUAUGGCUUCCGAGGGGAGCGGGGCGAGCUUUCCUUCCUCAAGUACUUCCUGGAGAGCGCACCGAUGCUGGCAAAGCUGGUUAUUAUCUAUAACAAGCGAAGUUUUACUUCAUUGACUGAGGUGAACUCCAAAGUGCAACCUCUGUUUGCUGCAAAAUGGGCCAGCCAAGACUGUUCGCUGUUGCUCUUGGAGAGUGCAUUUCAAGAAGGUGAAGACAAGUGGUUGCUGAACUUCAAAACAGGAUCUGAUUUCUCUACAAGGGACCCGUUUGCGUGCGCUGCUGCUCUUGGUGGGUGCCAUUUUUAAGGA
This is a messenger RNA of Lolium rigidum, 1566 nucleotides long. Its product is annotated as F-box/FBD/LRR-repeat protein At1g51370-like. The record is from RefSeq and is a predicted model, not a curated record. NCBI's taxonomy places the organism in Eukaryota, Viridiplantae, Streptophyta, Magnoliopsida, Poales, Poaceae. Bases 1 to 1563 code for a protein of 520 amino acids. The transcript is spliced from 3 exons. Gene Ontology annotation, molecular function: protein binding.